AUGGACACUCACGGUCGUGACGAGCGCCCUGCCACCGACUCUUAUCGUCGCAGAUCGCCUGGUGCCUCAGAAAGACGCGGACGCCCGGCCCGUGAACGCUCUCGCUCUCCGAAGGUUAUCGACCGUUACCAGCCCGAUCGCUCAGGCAGGGAUGAUUACUACCGUGGCCGCGAUGAUGUACACCGCCGACGCUCGUCGCCUCCGCCCGUGCAACCGGGAAUCGAUCGAUACGUCCCUGGCCAAGAUCCUACUCCAAUUCUCAUGACCAACCCUCUGCCGAAUCCCUUGACACUCGACUACCAGGUUGGCUUCAACUGGUUCGCCGAAUGGUGGAGGAUGGAGCAGCUCGUGAAAGAAGAAAAAGAGCGUCAGGCCAACGGUGGCCGUCGCCCCGAGCGCCUCAAGGGUGAACGUGAGGCCCGGGAAGAGCGCGGCCAAGAGCGCGAGAAGAUACAGGCUGCAUACGAUGCCUACAAGGAGAAGCUUCAGGUACAGAUGGCUCGGACCUUUGUUCAACAACACAAGGGUGAAGAAUGGUUCAAAGAACGCUACGACCCCGAGGCAAGAGACAUCUUCCGCCAACAUCUCAGCGAAUUCCGCCGUGACAUCUACAACCAGUGGGAACAAGAUUUGGAAUCCGGUCUUUUUGAUGAGUUUACCCUGGAAGGCAUCUACAAGAGCGAAAGCAAUGGCGCAGGCGGCGUCGUAGAGAAAGAGGAGGGAGAAACUACCGCAGCGAACGAAGUGCUGGGCGUUGGCGAUCUCCUCCCUUCCAAAGGCGGAGAUUUGCGAGACGAGGCUGCUCUUCAGCCUACGCUCCUCAUCAAGACUAUCGCUCCGACUGUGAGUAGGGUGAAGAUGGAGGCUUUCUGCAAGGAGCACCUCGGUGAAGGUGAGGGCGGCUUCAAAUGGCUUAGUCUAAGUGACCCGAAUCCGCUCAAGAAGUGCCACCGUAUCGGCUGGGUCAUCCUCAACCCUGGUGCGGAACAAGCGCCAAAAGAUGAGCGUGGUGAUGGGCGCGAGGAGGAAGGCGAAGACGUCGAUAUGGCACGGUCCGAGGCUGAUGCACCAAGUGUUUCAACUGCUGAAAAGGCGCUUGCCGAGAUCAACGGAAAGACAAUUCAGGACGAGGUUCGCGGUGACUUCACGUGUCACGUCGGAAUCCACGAGCCUCCUGCUGCACCGCGGAAGAAAGCGUUGUGGGAUCUCUUUUCUGCUCCUGAACGCAUUGAGCGCGAUCUCCAACUUGCCAUGCGCCUAGUGUCUAAGCUGGACGAAGAGCUGGGUUCCGAGCACAACAGCUUGAGUAAGAUCGAGGAGAGGGUUGAGAUGCUCUUGAGCCAAGGCGCUCUGCAACCUCCGGUUACCGCACCCAGUGGAAAGAAGGAAAAGAAGGAAGAAGAUGAGGAGAUCGAGGAGGGAGAGGAUGUCAACAUGGAUGAUGAGGAAGAAGGAGCGUACGACGAGGAAGUUGAUGACGAGGAGCUGCUUGUCAAGAAAAAGAAGCUUGAUCUCCUGGUGGAAUACCUCCGUCGUGUUUUCAGUUUCUGCUUCUUCUGCGUCUUUGAGAGUGAUUCAGUACAUGAGCUCACUCGCAAGUGUCCUGGUGGACACCUGCGCCGCCCCCGGUCUAGCCUCACCACUGCUGCGAAGACGGUCGCCAAGGCCAGUGCCGCGGGCCAGGCAUUCCCGCUCAAAAAGCAGGAGUCGGUCACGGAGGAAGAAUCAGCAGGAUCACCGAGUCAGGAGAAGAAGACGUUCAAGACUAGCGGCAAGAACCAACAGCAGCUUCAGAGAGCGUUCAACUGGGUUAAGACGUAUGAGGACAAGCUUCUGCAAAUCCUCGAACCCGAGAACGUGGAUCUAAAGAAGCUAGGCGGUAAGCCGGUGGAAGAGGCGAUGGAAGACGAACUCAUCAAGUACGUCAAGCAGGAGGACGAGGCCAAGUUCCGCUGCAAGGUCCCCGAGUGCACAAAGCUCUUCAAGGGCCAGCCGUUCUGGAGAAAGCACGUGGAAAAGAGACAUCCCGAAUUCUACGAAAAAGUGCAGUCUGAGGUCGAAAUGGUCAACCGCUAUGUCCUGGACCCUGCGCACAUUGCCCCCUCUCGCAGUGAUGCAAACAGCAACGGACACUUCCCCCUGCACAAUAACGUGCCGACGGGGACGCCUCGCGGGUUCAACUUGGCGAGCAUGCCGUUUGGCUUCCCUGGCAUGGCGCCGAACCAAGCAGCAUUCUCGGCGUUGUUUGGGCAGCAGGGCAUGGCCAAUGGCUACGGGGCAUUUGGCGACGACGACCGGCACGCGGCCGGCCCGAUGCGGCGGGGAAACGCGGGGUCUCGGUACGGCAGUCGGACAGCGGGCCCGUACGAUCGACAGCAGAAGGACGCGCGCAACAUGCGGUGGAACGGCGGAUCUGGCCGGCUGACGCCGCCGCGAGGCAACGGACGGGCUGGGACAGGGACUCGGUAUACCGAUGGAGGUGCGGUAGGCCCGCGCGAGGCGGUGCAGGGAAGGAGCCUUAAGAGCUACGAGGAUUUGGAUGCAGCAGGUGGCAGCGUCGGCGAGCUCAACUACUAG
Messenger RNA from Lasiodiplodia theobromae, 2577 nucleotides. RefSeq names its product Arsenite-resistance protein 2. Lineage: Eukaryota; Fungi; Ascomycota; Dothideomycetes; Botryosphaeriales; Botryosphaeriaceae. The coding region runs from base 1 to 2577 and encodes 858 amino acids. Gene Ontology annotation, biological process: primary miRNA processing; mRNA processing. The transcript has 4 exons. Gene Ontology annotation, cellular component: nuclear body. The record is from RefSeq and is a predicted model, not a curated record.